Morus notabilis is the source of this 1458-nucleotide messenger RNA. Its product is annotated as protein STICHEL-like 3. The transcript has a single exon. Lineage: Eukaryota; Viridiplantae; Streptophyta; Magnoliopsida; Rosales; Moraceae. Gene Ontology annotation, cellular component: DNA replication factor C complex; DNA polymerase III complex; nucleus. Gene Ontology annotation, biological process: DNA-templated DNA replication; DNA repair. The record is from RefSeq and is a predicted model, not a curated record. Gene Ontology annotation, molecular function: DNA clamp loader activity; ATP binding; DNA-directed DNA polymerase activity. The annotation marks the transcript as partial.
GAUGUUCCAAUGAAGACCCUUUCGGAACAGUUGAAUGAUGUUCGGAUGGAUAGUGACGGUGUGGCUUCUUCAAACAUCCAUAGGCAUGGAAGACAAGCUCGGCAGGAGAGAACUGCUGAUGAACCAGAAGACGGUAUCCAGGGUUACUGUAGUGGAUUGAAUAGGGCAAAAAGACGGAAGUUUCGAGGUACAAGAAGACGUCGUGCUGCUGCUGUGGGCUCUAGAGAUAUAAAUGUUCAGAAUGAAUUGUCUGUAGCCUCUAAUACUCUCGGUCAAGGUUCAGGGCACCCCAAGUACCACAUGGAAGGAGAGGAAGAGUAUGAUGAGCAAAACGUCACAAGGGCUCCUGGAAAUGGAUGUGGUAUUCCGUGGAAUUGGUCAAGAAUUCAUCACAGAGGCAAAACAUUUCUUGACAUGGCUGGAAGGAGUUUUUCCUGUGGUUUGUCCGAUUCAAGAUUAAAGAAAGGGGGUCCUUCUGGCCAUGGGAGAGAUAUUGCUGAGAUGCCCGUGGCAUCGGUGAACUCAAGCUCGUCUUCUAAGUCAAAUGCUGAGGCAUUGCCUCUAUUAGUUGAUGCAUCUGGAUCACAGGAAAGCACUGAAAAUGGUGGGUGGGUGCGUCGCUAUUCUGGUGAACUUGGUAUUUAUGCUGAUAAUUUAUUUAAGCAUGAUGUUGAUUCUGACCUUGCUUCUGAAGCUAGAUCAGGUGAGCAACGUAAGUUGAGAGGGCGGUCUCGAAGUAGGCAUCAAAACCUGACACAAAAGUACAUGCCAAGAACCUUCAGAGAUCUGGUGGGGCAGAAUUUGGUGGCUCAAGCUCUCUCAAAUGCUGUCAUAAGAAAGAAAGUAGGAUUUCUUUAUGUCUUUUAUGGUCCGCAUGGCACCGGGAAAACUUCAUGUGCUCGAAUAUUUGCUAGAGCUUUAAAUUGCCAGUCUCUGGAACACCCUAAACCUUGCGGGUUUUGCAAUUCUUGCAUAGCCCAUGAUAUGGGAAAGAGCAGAAAUAUAAGGGAAGUUGGCCCUGUAAGUAAUUUCGACUUUGAGAGAAUUAUGGACCUACUUGACAAUAUGAUUAUUUCCCAGCUUCCAUCACAUUACAGAGUAUUCAUAUUUGAUGACUGCGAUACGUUAUCCCCUGAAUGUUGGAGCGCCAUAUCAAAGGUUAUUGAUCGAGCACCUAGACGAGUGGUUUUUGUCCUCGUCUGUUCGAGCCUUGAAGUUUUGCCUCACAUAAUCAUAUCUAGGUGCCAAAAGUUCUUUUUCCCAAAGCUAAAGGAUGCAGAUAUCAUUUACACUUUGCAGUGGAUUGCCACCAAAGAAGAUUUAGAAAUUGAUAAGGAUGCUCUAAAACUUAUUGCAUCAAGAUCAGAUGGUUCAUUAAGAGAUGCUGAGAUGACUCUUGAGCAACUGAGUUUGCUUGGUCAGAGAAUCUCUGUUCCAUUGGUUCAGGAACUGGUAUGA